This is a messenger RNA of Ochlerotatus camptorhynchus, 1215 nucleotides long. RefSeq names its product calcium uptake protein 3, mitochondrial-like. The transcript has a single exon. Gene Ontology annotation, biological process: mitochondrial calcium ion homeostasis; calcium import into the mitochondrion. NCBI's taxonomy places the organism in Eukaryota, Metazoa, Arthropoda, Insecta, Diptera, Culicidae. The record is from RefSeq and is a predicted model, not a curated record. Gene Ontology annotation, molecular function: calcium ion binding. Gene Ontology annotation, cellular component: uniplex complex. The coding region runs from base 1 to 1215 and encodes 404 amino acids.
AUGACCACACCAUCCUUCAAACUUCUUUGUGCCCUAAGUGGAGGCUUUCUUGUGUGCAUCAGUUACCUGAAAGCACGAAAUCCAUACGAUGCGUAUCGAGCGACUGUGCUCAACUCUGCGGAAGAGAAACUUGCCAAACUGACGAAACGGGAGCGGCGGUUUGUCGAAUUUGCUUCCGCGGAGUACGCUGGACAGAUCUACAUGACACCGAGAGAUUUUCUGGAAUCCGUUCUGGAGCGCGAACCCAAACCUUGUCUUAGAAGGAAGAUUCUAACCAACGACGAAAUUUCCCACUUUCAUGCCGGGGUUCCUUCUGUGCAGUACAACACAUGCAUGAUGUUUCGAAAGCUGUCAAAUUCGGGAAUUAUUUCCUUCGCCGACUAUUUGUUUCUACUGUCGGUGCUGACCAGACCGGAAGGAGGUUUUCGCAUCGCUUUCGAAAUGUUCGACACUGAUGGCAAUCAGCAAAUUGAGCACGACGAAUUUAUCGUAAUUCGUCAAAUCCUGGGUCGCUCAUUGAAAGAAAGGAAGACGGAUGACGAUACGAGGAAAACGCUGAUUCGAUUGAUGCCUAAAAAUGAUCAGUCAAAACUGAAGGACUACAAUGAUGUUAACAAGAACCAAGUUGAUGCCAUGACCACACUGCAGAUUCAUUUUUUCGGCGAAAAGGGGACGGAUGCUUUGAGUUAUGCACAUUUUUAUCAAUUUAUGAAACAUUUGCAGCAAGAAGUAUUGCAAAUUGAGUUUGAGCGGUAUGCAAAGGGUAGAGACUAUAUUUCCGAUGAAGAGUUUGCCUUCAUCCUUUUAAACUACACGCACUUGAAACCACAUCAGUACGGCGAAUAUCUGAAGCGCAUCGAAAAUCUGGAAGAACGGCAUCCUGUAACGUACGAGCAAUUUGAGGGCUUUUGUCAGGUGCUUCACAACCUGGACGAUUUCUCUGUGGCCAUGCGAUUUUUCUAUUCGGUUAAAAAGACAAUCUCGAAGGAUGAAUUUGCACAUGCCGUAAGGAUCUGUUCCGGCUCGAAGCUUGGUGGUCACAUUAUCGAUGUGGUAUUUGCGUUGUUCGACGAAGACUGCGAUGGAUUGGUUUCGUACAGUGAGUUUUUUGUCAUGAUGAAAAAUAAGUCAAGAUUCCGAUGUGGUUACCAUCCACUGGGAGCGGGAGCAUUCAAAAGAUGUUUGCGGCGGGAGAUGAAGCGUCACACACGUUGA